This is a messenger RNA of Polychytrium aggregatum, 1224 nucleotides long. RefSeq lists its product as uncharacterized. NCBI's taxonomy places the organism in Eukaryota, Fungi, Chytridiomycota, Chytridiomycetes, Polychytriales. The record is from RefSeq and is a predicted model, not a curated record. The coding region runs from base 461 to 883 and encodes 140 amino acids. The transcript has 2 exons.
UGGCAGCGUCGGCAGGGUCAGACUUGGCAGCGGCCAGGUCGAGGGUCGUGAGGGUGUGCUUGGCCGCCUUGUAGGCGGUAUAGUGGCGAAGGAGGUCGCUGGCAAAGUUGGCCGUGUCGCACUGCUCCACGGCGCUGACCAAGCGCCUAUUCUGGUCGUCAUCCAGGCCCGCGUUUGCGGCCAACUUUUCACUUGGCACGAUACAGCGCAAUAGGAUACGCUUGAAGGAAUGAUCUUUGGGCUUUUCAGUCGAAGUCGAAAUCGAAGCAGAAGUCGAAGCACAAGUCGAAGCACAAGUCGAAGUCUCUGUGUUCUGGAGUAUCCGAAUGGAAUCAAUGAGCGGAGACAGGGCACGCCUGUUGGCUCUCCAGACGAGGUCGGGCUCCGAGGUGGGCUUUUGGGCUGAGCCAUCCCAGGCACAGAGGUCUUUGACAAGGCGCCGGCCCCAAACAUCGAUGGGAUGCUUGUCACUAUCGCUGGGACGUUUGUCACUAUCGCUGGUAGACUCGCACUUAUCCAGGGCAUGCUUCCAAAGACCCUCGACCAAAUCGAUGAGCUCCCGGCGAGUCAGCUGCUUGAUGCCUUCCUUGUGUUUGCAGAUCAUGUAUGGAUUGGCGUUGUUCAGAGUCAGUUCAUUCAGGUAAGCAUCGGCAGAUGCUUUGAGCGAGUCGUCGACCCCGGUGUAUUCGCCGACGUUGACACUCGUGUGUUCGCCAUCGUCGGGCUGAUUAUUGAGACUAUCACAAGGAGUAGCGGAGCCUCGGGCAUCGCCCAAAGUUGUGGGGGUAGAGGCGGCUGCUUCUCGCUUGGCUGGCGUGACGGAGGUGAUCAUGCCAAAGGUGGCGUGCGCCCACCUUCCCAUCUGCUCUUCGGCCUCCGCUAAAUGUCUUGGCUCAGCGCAGGAUAGGCUGGCCGGGUUCGGAAUACAUUCGGGUGGCUGUUGGUCGUGGAUGCUGCAGAGGAUACCACACUCGUUCAGCCAUCCGAGAACAGUAAACUUAUCGUAUUCGGAGAGCCCACGAUGGAAGAUGCCGCAGUCAGCCGAAGGGAUAGUUUUCUUGACUAGCCAAAGAUGGUAGCCAAAGAUGCUGAUGGCGACCGAGAGCUGAUUCUCGGCGAGGGCGCCUCCCUUGAAACCCUUUUGCAGGGCAGCAAUGAGGACACCGAUGGCAAUUAGAGCUCCGUUGUCUCCCGUAGACAUGGGUAGAUAAGGAGCAGAUGCAG